Molecule: messenger RNA, 4928 nt
Organism: Ipomoea triloba (trilobed morning glory)
Lineage: Eukaryota; Viridiplantae; Streptophyta; Magnoliopsida; Solanales; Convolvulaceae
Product: nuclear pore complex protein NUP155
Exons: 13
Coding region: 236-4684 (1482 amino acids)
Biological process (GO): RNA export from nucleus; transcription-dependent tethering of RNA polymerase II gene DNA at nuclear periphery; protein import into nucleus
Cellular component (GO): nuclear pore inner ring; nuclear pore
Molecular function (GO): structural constituent of nuclear pore
Source: RefSeq, a predicted model, not a curated record
AACCCUACACCAAAUUCGCCAUUUUCCCUCCUUCUCUACCCGCCCCGAACUCCUCAAUUCCCUCCAUCUUUCUUCAAUCUUCAAAAUUUUCAACUUUUAGCUCACAAGCGGGAGUCGAGGAAAUCGACAUUUUCUUCUGGCGCCCGGGCGUCGAGGAUUCUCCACUUCCUGUUCUGUUCAAACCCUAGGAGUGGGAUUCUUUGAUUCCUAGGGUUUUCGAACAGGGGAAGACGUGAUGUCUGAUAUUGUACUUCGUGACGUCAGCAAUGCUGGACUUGUGGUCAGCGACCGCAUUGGUCGUGAUGUUGCAGCUCAAACCGAUCUCGAGGAAGCCCUGGAGGCUUCCAGGUAUGCAAGUCAUCCGUAUACGACUCAUCCUAGAGAGUGGCCUCCUUCAGUGGAAGUUGUGGAUUCUUGGGAGUUGCCCCCUGUACUAAUUGAAAGAUACAAUGCAUCUGGUGGGGAAGGAACUGCAUUAUGUGGAAUUUUUCCAGAGAUACGCAGAGCGUGGGCAUCAGUGGAUGAGUCUCUGUUUCUUUGGCGGUUUGAUAAGUGGGAUGGUCAAUGUUCUGAAUAUAGUGUUGAUGAACAAGCUAUUUGUGCAGUUGGCCUAGCCAAAGCCAAGCCUGGCAUUUUUGUUGAAGCUAUCCAGUAUCUUCUAGUCUUGGCCACUCCUGUUGAGUUAAACCUUGUAGGGGUAUGUUGCUCUGGAAGCAGUGAUGGAAUAGAUCCAUAUUCAGAGGUGUCACUUCAGUCACUUCCGGAAUAUACAAUUCCAUCUGAUGGAGUGACUAUGAGUUGCAUUGCAUGCACUGACAGUGGGCAUAUUUUUCUUGCUGGUCGUGAUGGCCAUAUUUAUGGGUUGCAAUAUACGACAGGGUCAGGGUGGCAGAAGCGAUGUCGUAAAGUUUGCUUAACUGCAGGUCUUGGAAGUGUCAUUUCAAGGUGGAUUGUACCAAAUGUAUUUAAGUUUGGAGCAGUUGAUCCCAUUGUUGAAAUGGUUGUUGAUAAUGAGAGGAACAUCUUAUAUGCACGUACUGAAGAAAUGAAACUUCAAAUAUAUUUAUUCUGUCCAGAUGGGGUUGGGCCCCUUAAGAAGGUAGCCGAAGAAAGGAAUUUGAUAAAUCAGAGGGACCCCUAUGUUGGAAGGCAGCCAAGUGCACCAAGAACCCCUCGAUCUUCUAGAACAUCUAUAGUUACCAUCUCUCCUUUGUCCAUCUUGGAGUCAAAGUGGCUACAUGUUGUUGCUGUUCUGUCAGAUGGAAGAAGAAUGUACCUUUCUACAUCGUCUGGUGGGAACAGUGGUUCUGUUGGAGGUCUGGGUGUUCUUAAUAAUCAGAAGCCAAAUUGCUUGAAAGUUGUAGCUACCAGGCCAGCACCUCCUUUAGGUGCUGGUGGGGGGCUUAGCUUUGGAGCCAUAUCUCUUGCCAGUAGGUCUCAGAGUGAGGAUCUAUCGCUGAAGAUUGAGUCUGCAUAUUACUCUACUGGAACUCUUGUACUUUCUGAUUCAUCUCCAUCUACUGCCUCUUCUCUUCUUAUUGUGAACAGAGAUUCUAGUGCUCAGUCAACUUCAACUACAUUUGGAGCUGGUGCAAGGAGUUCUCGUGCACUCCGGGAAUCAGUAUCAUCUCUACCAAUAGAAGGAAGAAUGCUGUUUGUGGCAGAUGUUCCACCCCCGCCUGACACAGCAGCCACUGUGGGAUCUCUAUAUUUACAACCAGAGUUCACCGGUGAAUCAUGUGAAAAGACUUUUGGUAAAGUUUGGGCUAGGGGUGAUCUUUCAACCCAACAUAUAUUACCAAGAAGAAGAGUAAUAGUUUUCAGUACUAUGGGCUUGAUGGAAAUAGUCUUUAACCGGCCAGUUGACUUACUGAGGAGGAUGUUAGAGUCCAACUCGCCUAGAUCACUAUUGGAGGAUUUCUUCAAUCGUUUUGGAGCAGGAGAGGCUGCUAGUAUGUCUUUAAUGCUUGCUGCAAAGAUAAUCUACAGUGAUACUCUCAUAAGUAAUGCUGUUGCUGAAAGGGCAGCUGAAGCAUUUGAGGAUCCAAGACUUGUUGGAAUACCACAACUAGAAGGCAGCGGUGCAUUCUCAAAUACUAGAACUCCAGCUGGGGGAUUUAGCAUGGGUCAGGUUGUUCAAGAGGCUGAGCCAGUUUUUUCUGGGGCUUAUGAGGGGCUGUGCUUGUCCUCAUCAAGGUUGCUUUUACCGUUAUGGGAACUUCCUGUUUUUAUUAUGAAAGGUAACCCAGCUUCUUCAGAUGCACCUGAAAAUGGGAUCAUGGUCUGCCGACUUUCCCCUGGGCCAAUGCAGGUCCUUGAAGACAAGAUUCGUUCUCUGGAGAAGUUUCUCAGGUCUAGGAGGAACCAAAGGAGGGGGCUCUAUGGUUCUGUUGCUGGUCUAGGUGAUCUGACUGGCUCAAUUUUGAUUGGUACGAGUGAAGAUCUGGGCUCUGGUGACAGAGGCAUGGUGCGGAAUCUGUUUGGAUCUUAUUCUCGGAAUGUUGACUCCAGUGAUGUUGGAAUGUCAAAUAAAAGGCAGCGGCUUCCUUAUAGCUCUGCAGAACUUGCUGCAAUGGAGGUGAGAGCAAUGGAAUGUAUCAGGCAGUUGCUCCUGAGGUGUAGUGAAGCGCUAUUUUUACUCCAGCUUCUGUCACAACAUCACUUGACACGCUUGGUUCAGAACUUUGAUGCUAACAUGAAGCUUGCACUACUUCAGUUGACUUUCCAUCAGCUGGUCUGCUCUGAAGAGGGUGAUAGAUUGGCCACAAGAUUUAUAUCUGUUCUUAUGGAGUUUUAUACUGGCCCUGAUGGCCGGGGAACUGUUGAUGAUAUAAGUGCUAGGUUGUGUGAUGGCUGUCCAAGCUAUUAUAAGGAGUCUGAUUACAAGUUCUUCUUAGCUGUUGAAUGUCUUGAGAGAGCUGCUGCUGCGUCUGAUGCUGGUGAGAGGGAAAGCCUUGCUAGAGAAGCCUUUAAUUACCUAAGCAAAGUUCCAGAGUCUGCAGACUUACGAACUGUAUGCAAACGUUUUGAAGAUUUGAGAUAUUAUGAAGCUGUGGUUCGAUUACCUUUACAAAAGGCACAGUCUGUUGACCCUGCUGGCGAUGCGUUUAAUGAACAAAUAGAUCCUAUGAUUCGAGGUCAUGCACUUACUCAACGAGAGCAAUGCUAUGAGAUUGUUGCUAAUGCUUUGCGUGCUUUGAAAGGCGAAGUGUUCCAAAGAGAAUUUGGUUCUCCUAUCAGACCUGUUGCCCAAUCUGUUCUUGAUCAAGCCUCCAGGAAAAAAUAUAUAAGCCAGAUCGUUCAACUUGGUGUUCAAUCUCCUGAUAGACUCUUUCACGAGUAUUUGUACCGGACACUAAUUGACUUGGGGCUGGAUGAUGAACUGUUGGAAUAUGGAGGCCCUGAUUUGGUGCCUUUUCUGCAAAGUGCUGGUCGUGAAUCUUUACAUGAGGUUCGGGCUGUUUCUGCAGUAACGCCACCAAUUUCUCCACUGGGUCAUUCAAGAGUAGCUGUGCCAUCCAACCAAACAAAAUAUUUUGAGCUUCUAGCUCGAUAUUAUGUCUUAAAGCAGCAGCAUAUUCUUGCAGCCCAUGUUUUGGUAAGAUUAGCAGAACGCCGAGCUACAGAUUCAGGGGAUGCACCUUCGCUGGAACAAAGGCGUCAGUACUUAAGUAAUGCUGUCCUGCAAGCCAAGAGCGCUAGUGAAACCAAUGGUCUGAGUGAUUCUGGCCGGAGUGCUCUUGACAAUGGGUUGUUGGAUUUACUUCAAGGAAAGCUAGCAGUGCUGCAAUUUCAAAUUAAGAUUAAAGAACAACUGGAGGCUAUGGCUUCCAGGUUGGAGGCUUCUCCUAGCACAUCUGAAUCUGUUGCAACUGAAGCAGUACCUAAUGGGGGUCAACCUGUUGAUAACAAUUUUUUACUCUCUCUAAAAGAAAAGGCCAAGGAGUUAUCAAUGGAUUUGAAGAGUAUUACUCAACUUUAUAAUGACUAUGCUGUGCCCUUUGAAUUGUGGGAGAUAUGCUUGGAAAUGUUAUACUUUGCAAGCUAUUCUGGUGAAGCUGAUAGUAGCAUCGCACGGGAGACUUGGGCUAGGCUCAUUGAUCAAGCACUUUCAAAUGGUGGCAUUGCAGAAGCUUGUGCUGUAUUGAAGAGGGUUGGUUCUAAUAUAUAUCCUGGAGAUGGAGCUGUGUUACCUCUGGAUACUCUUUGCUUGCACUUAGAGAAGGCUGCACUGGAGCGAGUUGCUAGAGGUGUUGAAUCUAUUGGAGAUGAAGAUGUUCCUAGGGCUCUUCUAGCUGCCUGCAAGGGUGCAAUUGAGCCUGUAUUAAAUACCUAUGACCAAUUGUUAUCCAGCGGUGCAGUAUUACCUACUCCAAAUUUGAGGUUACGUCUCCUCCGAUCAGUACUGGUGGUGCUUCGUGAAUGGACAAUUUCUGUCUUUGCCCAGAGAAUGGAUACAAGUGUAGCUGGGGCCUCUCUAAUUCUUGGUGGAACCUUUUCACUGGGACAGACUGCGGCAUUUAGUCAAGGUGUUCGUGACAAAAUUACUAGUGCAGCAAAUAGGUACAUGACCGAGGUACGAAGGCUGUCUCUCCCGCAAAGUCAAACAGAAGCCGUCUACCGUGGUUUCCGGGAGCUUGAAGAGUCACUAUUAAGUCCAGCUCCAUUCGAUCGCUUUUGUUAGUACGCUCACAGGUUCCUUGUAUAAACUUGUUCGAGAUUUUAUUCUGCACAUUAAUUUGCUAUACAAAUGUUUGUUCUUCCAUUGUUCAGAAUCUGAUUUUCAACUUUAUCUUGGCUCCUUUUCCUUAGUGUAACAAGUAUCUCUAGGAUAGCAUUCUUACUCUAAGCUGAAAUGGAAUUAUUGAAUAUUCAAACAGUCCAUUGUCUGUGCUAGUAAUAAAACCAGGUCCCUUUGCAAUGCUCUA